AUGCACCGGGAAUCAGUCGUGCCAUCGACGCCGCGGGAGGACAUCUCCCAACUGAACGUGAGCAGCUAUCGCAGUCUGAUCUCGCUUGCUGGCCAGGAACCCAUGCUGGACUCGGGGACUAUCUGGGAGAACCUGGUCCUGGGUUCGCGGGACAAUGUCUUCGAGGAGGAGAUUAUUCAGGCUUGUAAGGCGGCCAAUAUCUACGAUCUCAUCCUUUCACUCCCGCAGGGAUUUGACACCGAGACAGGCUCGCGAGGAAUGAUGCUGAGUGGAGGACAGAGACAGCGCAUAGCGAUUGCGCGGGCGCUUCUCCGCAACACCAAAAUCCUCCUCGACGAGGCGACGGCGGCUCUGGAUUCCGGGUCCGAAGAACUCGUGCAGGAAGCGUUGAAGAAAGCCGCCAGGACGAGAACAACCAUUGCCGUGGCCCACUGA
Monascus purpureus is the source of this 435-nucleotide messenger RNA. The record is from the annotation of a GenBank genome assembly. Lineage: Eukaryota; Fungi; Ascomycota; Eurotiomycetes; Eurotiales; Aspergillaceae.